This is a messenger RNA of Monosiga brevicollis MX1, 1239 nucleotides long. RefSeq lists its product as uncharacterized. The transcript is spliced from 3 exons. Bases 1 to 1239 code for a protein of 412 amino acids. The record is from RefSeq and is a predicted model, not a curated record. NCBI's taxonomy places the organism in Eukaryota, Choanoflagellata, Craspedida, Salpingoecidae.
AUGGUGGGCUUGGUGGUGUUGAUGCUGGGGGCUUGGUCGGCGCUGUCGGAGGGGCGUCGGUUUUAUGAUACCAUGCUUCCGAUCGUGUCAGAGGUGACUUGGCUGCCUGAACCUUCGGGUCACCCCACGCAUGCGACGGACAGCUUUGUGGGCUCGCCCUCGAUAGUCAAGCUGAAUGCGACGCAUUUCUUGGCCUCGCACGACCGCUUCUUUCAUGAAGAGCCCGGCACGGCUUACAUCUAUAUCUCUCCUGAUCUCGUCAAAUGGGUCCCGCUGGCCAAUGUCACUCCCAUGUACUGGGCGCAGCUUUUUGUGCACCAAGGCCAUGCGUACAUCCAAGGCGUGAGCGAUGACACCAGUCGCGGCGAUAUCGUGAUCAGCCGCAUGGCGCCUGACGGCACGUGGACAAAGCCCAGCGUCCUUCAGGCCGGGUCCUCUACCACUGGCUAUCAUUGUGCACCUACUCCAGUGGUACAGCAAGAUGGGGCCCUCUACCGCGCCCUUGAGCAGGGAUCAGACAACACUCCCGGCAACUUGGCCGUCGUUGUUUUGGUCGGCAACGCUUCAUGCUCCGAUCUGACAGUGCCGAGCUGUUGGCAGUUGACAACACCGCUGGUCUGGAAUCCUGCCUGGAUUGGACAAUCCACCGUGUCUGGCACGCCUUGGGAAGAAGCUGGUGCGAUUGUGACCAAGAAUGGCUCGAUUGCAGUGAUGGUUCGGCUCGAUGGACCUGUCGAAGCCUGCCAAACGUUGGAAGAAUGCAAUCGGGCGGCGCUGCUCAGCCUGGACACCGGGAGCCUUGAGCUGCACUUUGCAGACAUUGUUGCCUUCCCCUCAUCCUGCAACAAAUUUGCCGUCAAGCUGCUCUCCGAUCAAGGGCACGACGGCCAGUAUUUCGCCCUCACCAACCCCGUGACGCUCGUGCCUGUCACAAGCUACGGGAUCGGCACCUGCGGCCAGCGCAACGUGGUCAAGCUCACCAGCUCGCCGGAUUUGAUCCAUUGGCAUGACUGCGGCAUCGUCCUGUGGGAUGAUACCGGCCUGGCUGUGAAUGACUCGCUGGCUUACACCGGCCUGCAGUACAUUGACUACAUUUACGAGGACACGAACCUCUACGCUGCCGUCCGGGCCGGAUAUCGGGGCAGUGUGACAUACCACGAUGCCAACCGCUUGCUCGUGGCCAACAUCACGGAUAUUUGGGCGAGAUGCAAUCUCACCGCCUCUGGGCGCCGACCAUGA